AUGCUAAACACAUACGAGAUAAUUCGCGAGCUCGGUCGGGGUCAGCACGGCAAGGUCAAGCUUGGCCGAGAUCUCACUACUGGUGACUUUGUGGCGAUCAAAAUUAUGAACCGGACAGGCAGGCCCCGCCUGGGCCGACCAAUGCGCCCGGGAUCUACACAAGAAGACAAAAUCAGACGCGAGAUUGCUAUCCUGAAAACAUGCAACCACCCGCACAUUGUGCGCCUGCGCGAGGUACUAGACGACUCCAACUCCAACAAGAUAUUUUUGGUUCUCGAGUAUGUCGAGCUUGGAGAAAUCAAAUGGACCACCGAGGACGGCAAUCCUGCGAUGACUGUCGAUUAUGCUCGGUCAAUAUUUCGCGACGUUGUUCUAGGCCUCGAGUACCUGCACUACAAAGGCAUCAUUCACCGAGACAUAAAACCAGCAAACCUUUUGAUGACGAGCGAGGGCAAUGCGAAGAUUAGCGAUUUCGGCGUCAGCUAUAUCUCGGGACUCUCUGGUGAGGACGACGAGCUGGAGCUUGCAAAGACUGCCGGAACUCCGGCGUUCUUUGCGCCCGAGCUGUGUUAUAACGACCCUGAUCUUCCGCGGCCACAGAUUACAAACAAGAUCGACAUCUGGGCACUCGGUGUCACUCUUUUCUGUCUGAUAUAUGGCAAAUGUCCAUUCACGGCAGAUAACGAAUUCGAGCUUUUCAAUGUGAUUGCCAAAGAACCGGUCGUGUUCCCUGACAAUGUCGACUUACCUGACGAGGCGAAGAAUCUGAUUCUCAACUUGUUGGAGAAAAAUCCAGACAAGCGGAUGUCGAUCGCCGAAAUCAAAAAGAAUCCUUGGGUUUUGGAAGGAAUGACCGAUGACAAGCGGACAGAAUUUCUUUCCCAGGCUCUUCUUUCACGAUGA
Messenger RNA from Myxozyma melibiosi, 903 nucleotides. RefSeq names its product kinase-like domain-containing protein. The transcript is spliced from 2 exons. Lineage: Eukaryota; Fungi; Ascomycota; Lipomycetes; Lipomycetales; Lipomycetaceae. Gene Ontology annotation, molecular function: protein serine/threonine kinase activity; ATP binding. Bases 1 to 903 code for a protein of 300 amino acids. Gene Ontology annotation, biological process: signal transduction; protein phosphorylation. The record is from RefSeq and is a predicted model, not a curated record.